AUGGCCAACGACGAAUAUGAUUUCCUCUUCAAAGGUGCCGCUCUCCCUUCCUCCGUGGAUGUUGUCUUGAUUGGUGACUCUGGAGUCGGAAAGUCCAAUCUUCUCAGCCGAUUCACUCGCAACGAAUUCAACCUCGACUCCAAGUCAACUAUCGGUGUCGAGUUUGCCACUAGAUCAAUCCAGGUCGACUCCAAGACCAUCAAGGCGCAGAUUUGGGAUACAGCCGGUCAGGAGCGUUACCGUGCCAUUACUUCCGCAUACUACCGUGGUGCAGUGGGCGCCCUCCUCGUCUAUGACAUCAGCAAGCACCAAACCUACGAGAACGUCACGAGAUGGCUAAAGGAGCUUCGGGACCAUGCCGAUGCGAACAUUGUCAUCAUGCUGGUUGGCAACAAGAGCGAUUUGAGACACCUGAGGGCUGUGCCCACGGAUGAGGCCAAGGGCUUUGCUAGCGAGAACCAUCUUUCUUUCAUCGAGACGUCCGCCCUCGACGCCAGCAACGUUGAACUUGCCUUCCAGAACAUCCUUACUGAGAUCUACCGAAUCGUAUCUAGCAAGGCUCUCGACAGUGGUGAUGGUGCUCAAGCCACCAUUGGUGCCGGCACUAAUAUCUCACUCAGCAAGGCAGCCGACGAUGAGGCUUCCAAGGGCGGCAAGUGCUGCUAA
This is a messenger RNA of Trichoderma breve, 666 nucleotides long. Its product is annotated as ras family domain-containing protein. Gene Ontology annotation, biological process: exocytosis. The transcript is spliced from 5 exons. The record is from RefSeq and is a predicted model, not a curated record. Gene Ontology annotation, molecular function: GTPase activity; GTP binding. Bases 1 to 666 code for a protein of 221 amino acids. Lineage: Eukaryota; Fungi; Ascomycota; Sordariomycetes; Hypocreales; Hypocreaceae. Gene Ontology annotation, cellular component: recycling endosome.